AUGGUGCCAGAUGUGGACCUCCUUAUCUGCUUUCGUGCAGCACGGAGCGUAGUGAAACGCCAUGUUCUUGAGGAGGCAAAGAAGGCAGAAGACCAGUACACGCGAUUGCUGCAAACACUGACGUCGGCUGGAUUGCGGGCUGUUGGGCGAAGGGGAGAAUCAUUGGGGCAUAUCCUCGUCUUUGUAUCAUGUCCGCCAACACUGCUGCAAACGUUAGCUCGUCGUGAGCGCCACUCAGAUUUCAUCUCAGGCUUGUCUGUUGGCAACGAAACACCCACUCUCGCACCAGCAGACCGCCUUCGACUUGUCCAUGCGUUCGUUUCCUCCACCCCUGCUGACGGUGGUCUUGGUAUAUCUCCCGACUCCCCGUCUUGGGACCGAGUCGAGUCUAUAUUGGCUCUGCAUGACAAGGAGUUCAAUAAGCAAUGGAUCCACGCCUGGACACACAGUGGAAUCUUAUCUGUUCGUCAAGAACGAGUGCGAGAACAUUUUGGUGACAGCAUCGCACUCUAUUUCUUCUUCCUGCACUCUUACACCCAUGGGCUCGUUUUUCCGGCUGUCCUUGGACUCUUCUUCUUUUUCUUUGGCACUCCAUACUCGCCAGUAUACUCCAUUCUAUUGGUGUUGUGGUCAAUCAUCUACGUCGAAUGGUGGCGCGUUGGAGAAAGAGUUCUUGCCUUGCGAUUGGGAACACGUGGGUCCUUCCGCGUGGAACGUCGCCGAGCACAAUAUACGGAGGGCUUUCCUUGGUGGAAGCGGGAGUUGCGGAUGGUUGUGGGCUUUCCUGUCAUUCUCCUCUUUGGAGCAAUCCUGAUCACGAUUUUGACGAGCAUCUUCGUUUUCGAGGCGUUCCUCACACAACUCUACACUGGGCCAGGCCAUAAGUAUAUUUCAUUCUCCCCCACCGUUCUGUUCGUGGCUUUGGUUCCCCAACUCCUAGCACUGUAUCAAGCUAUUGCACGACGCAUCACCUCAUGGGAGAACCAUGCUCAUCAGUCUUCACAUGCGGCAUCCCUUACCAUCAAGACAUUUGCGCUAAGCGCGCUGGUGGCUUACUUGGGAUUGGCGCUGAGUGCAUUCGUUUACGUUCCGUUUGGGGAAGGCAUCAUGCAGACUGUCCAAGUCUGGCUCUUCCAGCGACAUGCCUCCUCAGCUGCAGCCGUUGCCGAGACAAACUCGACAAUCAAUGCAGCCUCUGAAAAGACUCUCAAUGCGACUAGUAGUCUGUGGAACGUGGACACAUCCAUCGCAGGCCAGAAGCUCAAUGCUGGCCGUUUACGGGACCAGAUGUUUGCCUAUACGGUGACGAACCAGGUCGUCAACACAUUCGUUGAGAUCGGACUGCCCUUCGUUCUUCGCAAGGUCGCCACAUUACAAGCAAAGUUCCUCAAGAAACAGGCGAAAGGCCCUAAGAUGAAUGGAAACAAGAAUGAUACGUCGUCCAAUUCGUCAUCCUCUUCUUCAAGCAACGGUGCCUCGACUCCUCCAACCUUGAAGAAACGAGUGGUGUUUGAAGACGAACAGGAGCGUGGCGGUGUUGCAGAGCGCGAAUUUUUAGAGGAAGUUCGGAAGGAGGUCGCUCUCCCGGUUUACGAAGAGUUUGUGGAUUACAACGAGAUGGUGACACAGUUUGGGUAUGUGGUUUUGUGGUCGACAAUCUGGCCAUUGGCUCCUGUGAUGGCACUAAUUAACAACUUCUUCGAACUCCGCUCUGACGCAUUCAAGUUAACUGUUCACGUCCGUCGCCCACUCCCUGUCCGAACUGAUACUAUCGGGCCAUGGCUUGAUACCUUGGGGUUCCUCACUUGGCUUGGCGCGUUAACCAACUCGGCACUCGUCUACCUAUUCUGCCCCCGGAAUACGUGUAACUCAGCGGGCAAAACGACGGUCGAAUCGCCGAUUGACCGGGUACAUCGACAUAUUAUGUCCAUGUCCAAGGAUUCGCCAACCCCAGAUGGUUCAGCAGCAGCCAGAGAACUACUGUUUAACGCAUUGCUCAUUGCACUGCUGGCCUCCCACGGAUACAUCGCUGUCCGGGCGGUGGUCAGACAUGUGCUGGAGAAACUGCUCUGGAGCGAGCGGGCAGAGGUCCAAACUCGCGAGACCAGCGUGACGAAAGCGAGGGAAGUCUACCUUGCGAGUCUGGAAAAUGAUUCCAAUGACACCGAAAAAGUUGAUCGCACUGAGGAAGUGGUUAAUGGAUUUUGGGAGCACGAUGAAGGCAUACAAGAAAUUGAACGUUUAACGAAGGCGGCCUGA
Molecule: messenger RNA, 2259 nt
Organism: Mycena indigotica
Lineage: Eukaryota; Fungi; Basidiomycota; Agaricomycetes; Agaricales; Mycenaceae
Exons: 4
Coding region: 1-2259 (752 amino acids)
Biological process (GO): chloride transmembrane transport
Cellular component (GO): cortical endoplasmic reticulum
Molecular function (GO): chloride channel activity
Source: RefSeq, a predicted model, not a curated record